Messenger RNA from Saccoglossus kowalevskii, 972 nucleotides. RefSeq names its product galactose-3-O-sulfotransferase 2-like. Gene Ontology annotation, cellular component: membrane. Lineage: Eukaryota; Metazoa; Hemichordata; Enteropneusta; Harrimaniidae. Gene Ontology annotation, molecular function: galactosylceramide sulfotransferase activity. Gene Ontology annotation, biological process: glycolipid biosynthetic process. The record is from RefSeq and is a predicted model, not a curated record.
AUGGAUAAGUAUGGCAGGAAUAAAUUGGCUACUGAGGUUGCUCAGUUGAAACAACGCAUACAUGAACUUGAAACAAAAUGCAUUGCCAGAACACUUGAAACAAGCAACAGGGUGUAUAGACCACCGGGUCUAAACGUCCAAGAUUUUAGUCUGAAACCUGGUAUGGACAAAGACUACCAGUGUAUAUCUGAGGUUAUGCCGAAAGAUACUGUGUACAUUACAGUUUUGCGUGAACCAGUAGUAAUGUAUGAAUCAGGAUUUACAUACAUGCAUCUUGGAAAUCGUUAUCACUUAAAUGAUACCAAUGCUCUGGAAAUGUUUCUUCGUGAUCCAGACGGAUAUUUUUUAUCUAAUUCUAACAAAGGCCGUGUGAAGAACCCAAUGCUGUAUGAUUUAGGUUUUGACCCUAUUCAUAUGUAUAAUAUGACUAAAAUAAACAUGAAAAUACAAGAACUCGAUAGAAUUUUCAAAGUCGUGCUUAUCGCAGAAUAUUUCGAUGAAUCUUUAAUAUUAUUGAAAGAAAUUAUGUGUUGGGAAAUGGAAGAUAUUGUUUACUUCAAACUGAACUCACGAGAUAAGAGUUCUGUGCAUAGAAUAUCGCCAGGUAUGGCCAAACAGAUUCGCAAAUUUAAUGCAGGUGAUGUUAAACUUUAUAACCAUUUUAAUGAUUUACUACAGAGGGCGAUUAAUAAGUUCGGUAGAAAGAGAAUGGCAGUUGAAACUGCUAAGCUCAAACACCGAACACACGAAAUUGAGACGAGAUGUAUUGCGGGAACAGUACUUAACAGUGCCAGAGUAUUUAAACCAGCUGGAAUAAAGGUUCAGGACUUUAAUCUCAAACAAGGAAUGGAGAAAGAUUACCAAUGUACAUCCAUGACUCUUCCUGAACUGAAGUACACUGAUAAAGUUCGGGAACAUCUGUAUUCAAAAAUAAGAAAUUAUACUGACGAACACUCGCCAGAUGUGGCAUAG